AUGCACGACGAGGUGGACGAGCUGCUGGCGCCGUGCGCGGCGGCGCUGCGCCUGCUGGGCAUGUGGGGCGUGGCGACGCGGCGCGGCGUCUUCGUGCUGCUGCUCAACCUGGCCGGCACCGCGUGCGCCGCCGUCACGCUCGCCUUCCAGCCCCCGCGCGACCUCGAGCGCCUCGCCAUGAACGCCUACGUCUGCGCACAGGGCACCCUCCUCUCCGUCAAGGUGGCGGCCUUCUUGUGGCACAGAAAGCGUCUGCGGCAGCUGGCGCUCCAGCUGGUGAGCUGCUGGCGCCAGUUUGAGGAUGUAGGCGGCGGCGUGCGCGCCAUCUACCGCAGCCAAGCUGCCAGGGUCGUGCGCUACAUGCAGGUGAUGACCGGGAUCCCGACGAUGAUGUGGAUGCUGGAGCCGCUGUUCUCCGGUGGAGAGGAUUCGCCGCAGGGGCGCAGCCUGCCGCUGCCCACGUGGCUGCCCGACGCCCUGCAGCAGUCGCCCACGUACGUGCUGCUCUACGUGCUGCAGGUGUUCACCAUCGUCGUCGCGAUAGCCGUGUCCGUCUACCUCAACAUCUUCUUCGCGGUCCUCAUGCUGAGCAUCGCUGCCGAGCUGCACGUCCUUAACAACAACAUGAUGGCGAUGGGGAAGUUCGGGGACAACGAGACGGCCGAGCCCUACAAGAGAGAUGAGGGAGUACAUAGAGACCGGGUCACUUCCAGUUUGUUAAGCAGUCAUCGUAGACCUCGUGGAAAAUUAGUAGCGGCGGGCCACUCGUUACCUGGGCCUGUAGCUGUGUACACACAGAAUGGUAGUCACGAGCAGAUGUAUCACCAACUAAUAAAGAAUAUUCGGCAUCAUCAAGUGAUCCUUAGGUCUGUUGCAGAGCUGCAAAAAGCUAUGACUCACUCUAUUUUCGUUCUUCUCUUUUUAAACAUGCUUAAUAUUUGCGUCGUCAUCUUCGCUGGAUCUACGCUGUUGCAGAAGCAAGCAGACCAAGUGGCAAUGUACAAAAUGUUAUUCAGCGUUCCAAUUUACAUGUACGAGACUGGAUUCUUUUGUGUCGUUGGACAAACCAUUAUUGAUCAGGGGGAGCGGCUCUCCAUGUCGGCGUUCGCCAGCGCCUGGCUGGACAGCCCCAGAAAGCUGCACCGCUUGCUGCUGGUCUUCAUGCUGCGCUGCGCGCGUCCACCCACCAUCACUGUCGGCAAGACGUACACCCUCUCCAAGCGCACCUUUCUCCGGAUACUGAAUGGAUCGUACACAAUGUUCAAUAUGCUGUACCAGUUCCAGAGGAAGAGGUAAUGUCAGUCAUGGAAAUGAAUAUUUGAACUGGCGGAUGACAGACGUCA
Schistocerca serialis cubense is the source of this 1343-nucleotide messenger RNA. RefSeq lists its product as uncharacterized. Gene Ontology annotation, biological process: detection of chemical stimulus involved in sensory perception of smell; sensory perception of smell. Gene Ontology annotation, molecular function: olfactory receptor activity; odorant binding. The record is from RefSeq and is a predicted model, not a curated record. Bases 1 to 1296 code for a protein of 431 amino acids. NCBI's taxonomy places the organism in Eukaryota, Metazoa, Arthropoda, Insecta, Orthoptera, Acrididae. The transcript has 7 exons. Gene Ontology annotation, cellular component: plasma membrane.